AUGCGAAUUUUAUUCCUUUCUAUUUUCCUAUAUUGGAAUUUAUUGACAGCAUGUGACGCAAAAGACAAAGAAUGGUGGCAAACAACUGUUUUUUAUCAAAUUUAUCCGAGAAGUUUUGCUGAUAGUAAUGGCGAUGGAAUUGGAGAUUUAAAAGGUAUCACAAGUAGAUUGAGUCAUUUAAAAGAGGCAGGUGUCGGAGCAACGUGGUUGAGUCCAAUAUUUAAAUCGCCUAUGGUUGAUUUUGGCUACGACAUAUCCGACUAUGAGAGCAUUCAACCUGAAUACGGAACAAUGGAAGACUUCGAUGAAUUGAUUGCAAAAGCAAAAGAAUUAGGUAUAAAAAUAAUUCUCGAUUUUGUGCCAAAUCAUUCAUCUGAUAAACAUGAAUGGUUCAUAAAAUCCGAGGCUGGAGAUCCUGAAUAUAAAGACUAUUACGUGUGGAGUGAUGGAAAGCCAAAUCCUAACGGAGGUCGUAAUAUUGAGCCUAAUAAUUGGGUCAGCGUGUUUUAUGGAUCAGCAUGGGAGUGGAGUGAUAAGAGGAAGCAGUACUAUUUGCAUCAAUUUACAAAACAACAACCAGACUUGAACUAUCGUAAUCCUAAAGUUUUGGAACGAAUGAGUGAUGUUUUGACGUUCUGGUUGAAGAAAGGAGUUUCUGGAUACAGAAUUGAUGCCAUAAACCAUCUCUUUGAAGUACCAGACUUAGUUGAUGAGCCUGUUAACAUUUUCGAUAAAGAUCCAAAGUCUUAUGGACAUUUAUGGCACUACAAUACAGUCGAUUUGAUGGAAGUCUACGAUGUGAUUUAUGGAUGGCGUGAUUUACUCGAUGACUUCAAAAAAACUAAUGGCGGUGAAACAAGAAUAAUGAUGACGGAAGCUUAUGCAAAUAUGACGUUUACAAUGAGAUAUUAUGAGUCUGAUGAUGGCACUAGAAAGGGAUCACAUAUUCCAUUCAAUUUCCUAAUGAUAUCCGAUCUCAAUGGUGACUCAACAGCACGAGACUUUGCACAUACUGUCAGCAAAUGGAUGAAUUAUAUGCCAGUUGGAUUCACUGCAAAUUGGGUUUUAGGCAACCAUGACAAUUCACGCGUUGCUUCUCGUUAUGGAGUCGAACGAAUUGAUGCAUUAAAUGCGAUGUUGUUAACCCUCCCAGGCGCUGGCGUUACAUACAAUGGUGAGGAAAUUGGGAUGGUUGAUAAUAAAAAUAUCUCUUGGAAAGAUACACAAGACCCUGCAGCAUGUAACACAAAUCCAGAUGUUUAUAUGAAAUUUUCAAGAGAUCCAGAACGUACGCCAUUCCAAUGGGACGCAACAAAAAAUGCUGGUUUUUCAACAGCUGACAAAACUUGGUUGCCAGUUCAUCCAAACUACGUUGACUUGAAUGUUAAAGCACAAAAGGAAGCUGAUAAAAGUCAUUUUAAAUUCUAUCAACAACUCAUGGAAUUAAGAAAACACGAAACAUUUCAAGAUGGAACUAUAAAGGUUUUGGCUCUUACUCGUAACGUUUUUGCAUAUCUAAGAGAACUCAGAGAUAAAGAUACAUUUGCGGUUGUCAUCAAUCUAGGUGGAAAUGUUGAGCAUGUUAGUCUCGAACCAUUUAGGAGACUUCGUAAUAAACUGAAAGUUGUUGCUGCUGCACCGUCGUCUCAAUAUCAUGAAGGCUUAAUCAUCCCGAUAUCUAGCGUGACACUAGAGCCUUAUGACUGUGUAAUAUUUACUGAUGGAGCGAAGAAUCAAAAGAGAUUAUUUGGUGAUUGGUGUCGGGAAGUGAUAUUGAUAAUCAGCUUAAUAGUAACAUUCAUCAGCAGCAUAUACUCAUUAUACUUUUGUACAUGCCAUAAUAUCAAUACAAAAUAG
Molecule: messenger RNA, 1857 nt
Organism: Chironomus riparius
Lineage: Eukaryota; Metazoa; Arthropoda; Insecta; Diptera; Chironomidae
Source: the annotation of a GenBank genome assembly